Molecule: messenger RNA, 1067 nt
Organism: Mytilinidion resinicola
Lineage: Eukaryota; Fungi; Ascomycota; Dothideomycetes; Mytilinidiales; Mytilinidiaceae
Exons: 3
Coding region: 344-1012 (222 amino acids)
Source: RefSeq, a predicted model, not a curated record
CACCAGUCCUCCAAAACACUGACCUUUAAUCUGAUUCGAAUGCUACGAGGGACCAUAGACAGUGGCAAGAGCGUGCAUACAGAUCUCUAGCGAGGCCUUUCCCAAGAAAGGUCGCACGUACCUCUUUGCUUAGGAAUUAGAAUUCCAUACUAAAAAACUCCGAGUGUGAUAUACAGGUCUCGAUCUAGUGCGAAUUUACCGGUCCGUACGCUUCACAGCCUUGUGCGUGGCCUUUGUCGACGCGCUUCAAGAACUUGAGCAUUGCCGCAUCGUUAGAUCUCGCACCUCGCACCAGACGAUUGCGUCGCUCCAGAGCGGUGUCCAUGGCGGAGGCAAGGCCACGAUGUGGUGGUAUUUGGCGUUUGAGCUUUCUACCGCAAGCCCGGGGCAGGGCAGUCACUGUCGAUUGAGGCCGAGACCCAAGACCGUGUCUAUAAUUUGGCGCUGGAACGCGCAGUGGACACCAACACGCUCACCUCUGCUGGAGUUGCCUCGCGAGCUGCGGGACAAGGUUCUGGGGUAUGUACUGCCUUUGGGACUGCAUGUAGAUGCAUGGAUGUCGGGCGAGGCAGGCAAAGACCUUGCAUCAAAGGCUGUUAUCUCUCUGAAGCAAACAAACCAACAGCUCAAGAAGGAGGCUAGGGAAAUCUCAAUGUUCCAGACAGAGGUCGUAGUAGGAAGCUUGACCAACCUGGGAGCCUUCAUUAGGGCCAUACCAAAACCGAUGAGAUUCAAGUUCUGGCGCGCCAUCCGCCUCGACCUGAGCGCAGACAAAUACAUCCAGCUGUUCGGGAGCUCCGUUUCGGCGUCAACGGAGAUGGGGAGCUCCGUGAGGUCUAAUGCCGCUUCCAUGGAAGCCUUCUGGAUCGCCGCCAAUCGAUUUUCUCCCGCUUCCACGCCUCGCGCGCCGCCUUAUCGCCAAGCUCGACACCACUUGGGAUGCACCAGUACCCUUUUAGAAAUCAGGGUAGGAUGUCAAGUUAACCGCAGCAAAAUCCAGGCAACCUCUUGACUGUCCAGCUUCCUGGCAGCGGGGCUACCUUUGACGGUGGUAUGUAGCGUCCAAG